UUUACCAUGUUUCAAUUACUCGGAAAUUAAGCUACAUUCGUUUUGUGGUUUAUGCACACCGUAUUCAAUUUGUUUUAGGACAUGCUUAAGAUACAAGGAAUCGAUAUUUGAAAUCGGCUGACCUCUGAUGAUGGCGCGCCCUGGGAUUCCAAAAGACGCCAGAAACAUCACGUUAUUGACGUUGAUGUCAGGUUACAGGCUUAUCUUCUUUUUUUGUCUGUUAACCAAUCAUAUAGUAUCCGUGAAAUCGAAAAUGCCGAGGAUUCAGAAACGAUUUACGCCAGACGAUGUUUGUACGAAAACAUUUAAAACUAUCAAUUCUGUAAAUGGCUGCCCAACAGAUGAGGAGAGUAUCAAAAAAAGGUCAAGUGAAUUUAACUGCAAAGAUGUUGGUGAUUCUUGUACCAGUGAAGAUUUGGUGUAUCAUUGCGUACAUUCCUGCAGAACAAUCCUGGAAGUCUGUUCCCCAAGACGUUAUGUUACUGGCAAAUACGGUGUCCAGUUCGACAAUAAAAUAGGACGAGUAAUAGAAGAUUUUAAUGUUCCUUGUCCAGAGUGUCCGUUCCAGCAUUACUCAAACGAUUCCAUUACCUAUGCGACAUGUUUGAAAAAAAUACAGUCUUUGACUGUUGUUCAAAGCACUGUGAUGUCAACCGAUGUAUCCACAACAAGCUUGAUACCUUCAACGUCAACUCCGGGCACAACAAAAUUGAUCGGCAAUACCAACUGCACGUCCUCUAGAAGACCGUCCUUUAAAAGACGUAAAAAAAGACACGCCGAUUGCAAUCAGUGUUGUCAAAAUGAACCUACUAGCACGGAAGAAUCUAUCGAAUAUAUGAAUUCAAAUAAGUCAAUUGUGAACGGAGAUAAUGAGGAGAGUUCCUGGGAUCAUAUUUUUGGCAUCUCAGUCCUUUUCGUAUUUUUUAUUGUUGGGAUUUGUGUAGCCUUACUGUAUUUUACUUUCUUAAAAGGAUUUUUAGAACCUGCAAAGAAAUCAAUGACAAACUUUGAUAAAUGGACAUGUCCUGAAAAGAAACAGAAUUGUCAAAGCUUCAGUGGCGUGACAGACGUAUAAUGAUUAUUUCACAUCUUCAACAGAUUGGAUCAGGUAAAUGAGAAACCUUAAUAGACAAACAAUGGUCCUAUUUGGGUGUGGAGGAAACUAUUACAUUUUAAGUGAUCAAAGUUUUUACUCCUAACAGGAAACAGAAAGGAACAGAUAAUGAAAAUACAGUUUUAUUAUGCACUGUGAUUAAUGAGACAAGUUCAUGUAUUAAAACAAGAAGGAAACGUAUCUUACACAUGUAAUUAAUUUGGUAUUAUAUUUGAAGAUUAUACCUUCAUUAACAAUCCACGUCUAAGAAGAAGGUUAUUUCUUGUAUUUCUGCACUUUUAAUCAUCUUCAUUUUUAAUAUUAUUUUCACUCAUUGCAUGUUCCAGCUGAUACUGUUUAUACAUGUAUAAAUCAUUUUUGAAGUGAAUUUAAGAUGCUUACACGUACAGCAUACUCAGAUUCUAAAUAAAAGUUACAUGAAA
Molecule: messenger RNA, 1536 nt
Organism: Saccostrea cuccullata (small rock oyster)
Lineage: Eukaryota; Metazoa; Mollusca; Bivalvia; Ostreida; Ostreidae
Exons: 8
Coding region: 128-1075 (315 amino acids)
Source: RefSeq, a predicted model, not a curated record